AUGUCCGUCCCGGAGUCUAAAUAUCUGAGCUCCGUCUGGCGAGAUGGCAUCUUCAAGGACCGCGUGGUGUUCGUGACGGGCGGUGCCGGCACAAUUUGCAGCAUGCAGACCAGGGCCUUGGUACGCCUGGGAGCCAACGCCUGCAUCAUCGGCCGAAGCGAGGGCAAGACCGAGCAGGCGGCCAAGGAAAUUGCCACCGUGAGGGCCGGUGCCAAGGUGAUUGGCAUUGGAGGCUGUGAUGUCCGCAAGCCCGAAAGCCUGCAGGCGGCGGCCGAUCGCUGUGCGCGCGAAUUGGGAGGCAUUGACUUCGUCAUCACCGCGUCACGGACGGACACGUACGCCCUACUGCCUGCCAACGCUGACGCGAAACCCCUCUGGUCUAGCGCCGGUGCGGCUGGCAACUUUGUCGUCUCGCUCGAGGGCAUGAGCCCCAAUGCCUUCAAGUCCGUCAUGGACAUUGACGUGCUCGGAACCUUCAACACCAUCAAGGCCACCAUCCCCCACCUCCUCCGCAGUCCCUCGCCGCGCAUCAUCUACGUCUCGGCCACUUUCCACUACACCGGCAUGCCGAUGCAGGCCCACGUGGCGGCCGCAAAGGCUGCCGUUGACUCUCUCAUGGCCUCGGUCGCGCUCGAGUACGGACCUCGUGGUGUUCAGAGCAACGUCAUCGCCCCGGGCGCCAUCGAGGAGACCGAAGGCGCCGCGAGGCUGCUGAGCUCCGAUCCGGACCAAGUCAAGGAGUACACGUCGACCAUCCCCUCGGGCCGCAUCGGGACCGUGCGGGACAUCGCCGACGCAACCGUCUUCCUCUUUAGCGACGCCGGAAGCUACGUCAACGGACAGGCGAUUCCGGUCGACGGUGCCGCCUGGCGGAGACAGGGAGCGGCGAGCAUCGGUGCCGACAAAUCGAUGCAGUACCCCAACUAUUUGCUCGCGGCGGCCGAUGAAGGACAGAAAUCAAAGUUGUAA
Messenger RNA from Drechmeria coniospora, 969 nucleotides. RefSeq lists its product as uncharacterized. NCBI's taxonomy places the organism in Eukaryota, Fungi, Ascomycota, Sordariomycetes, Hypocreales, Ophiocordycipitaceae. The coding region runs from base 1 to 969 and encodes 322 amino acids. The transcript has 4 exons. Gene Ontology annotation, molecular function: 2,4-dienoyl-CoA reductase (NADPH) activity. Gene Ontology annotation, biological process: fatty acid catabolic process. The record is from RefSeq and is a predicted model, not a curated record.